AUGAGGACUUACCUCAAGUUACCCACAGUUUCAGAGGACAGUCGUGACUGGACUCUGAACAUAAACAAGAUGACUCUUCAGUGGCCCUCUCUCAUCCUCCUCUUCAGUUCGCUGAUCUGCGUCCACUCUCUUCCAGUUGCAGUACUUCACACCAAAUACAUUACUUCUUAUCGUCUUGUGCUAUUCACAAGAUGCAGGGUCCAGCAAUUGCUAACGAAAUAUAAAGAAGAGCAGCUUGGAAGCAAGGAUUAUGAAGACAGGAGUCAACACCUGAAAGAACUCCCAUCAUUGUCCACGGAUUUCUACAGCUGGCUUAAAAUGACAGACGAGGAGAGACUUGGCACGGCGCUCUGGGACGUGCAGGUGUUCUGGGACAUCCUGAAGUGGAAAAGAGAGCAGCUCACAGCUGCAGACUCACACAGCCCUUUACAUCAGAGCAUGCAACAUAUCGAGUGUGACCUUCGUGAUCUUACGAGACAAGUGAUCCACCAGAUGAACCACACGGGCAGCACUCGGGCUCCCGUGGGGCGCACAGUGUCUGUGCGCAGCGGCAGCCGCACUCGCUGGGACAGUCGAGUGGAAGGAUACAUCAUCCUGAGGGAUCUAAACCUGUACCUCACAAAACUCGCUCGGGACUUCCUCCUCCUGGCAACCAAAGCAAGUCCCACUACGGGAGCCAUGAGAAGGGAAACCAUGUGA
Molecule: messenger RNA, 699 nt
Organism: Knipowitschia caucasica
Lineage: Eukaryota; Metazoa; Chordata; Actinopteri; Gobiiformes; Gobiidae
Source: the annotation of a GenBank genome assembly